GGCCUCGCAAGUCUAUAUUCUUACUUCUAGAAUCCUAACCUACUUAUACCUGGUUGAGCAGUUAGUAGGUCAUCCUCGGUCACUCACAUCCAGCUGGGAGUCGAGCAGACGGGAACUGCGCCACUAGCCUGCUGGCCUCGUACUGUAGACCAAUGCCCUGUUCCAACCAACCUCAGGACCUCAAGAAUACCACGUCUGCGACAUCGCCAAACCACAAGCAAACUCUGCUCUUGUUCCUGAUAGAACGUACAGGCGGUGGCGCCUCAACCCAAGAGUAAAGAGAGAUAUUUAAUGACAAUUGAGGUGCGACAGGACCCUCAGCCUCGGCCUCACAUCCCCCUCCACCACAUCUCCUCUUGCCAAAAUGGCCGAUGACAACAAUCCCGACAGAUUGCUCUCGGACCCCCUUGAAUUUGCCAGUCAACAGCGCGGAAGGGCCGGUAGUAUGUCGCUUGGAGCAGCUCCGAAUGCCAAUGGUGACGAUGUUUCUUCUGUGAACAAUGGCGAGUCGAUGACAACUGCUGCGCCUCCACCUAUCCAGCCCAACCUAAAUGCGAAGGCCGUCCGCGAUGUUGUCAAUUCUGAAAUUGGAGUUUCCACCUUACUGAAUCGUCUAAAGCAGAGCAUAGCAUCGGCAAAGGAAUUCGCGACCUUUCUUAAGAAACGGUCCACAUUAGAAGAAGAGCAUUCGAAUGGACUCAAAAAACUUUGUCGAAUAACGGCCGAGAAUAUCAGGAGACCGGAGCAUCGGCAUGGCUCCUUUCUACAGUCUUACGAGGAAGUUACGAAUAUCCACGAACGAAUGUCGGACAAUGGAGCACAGUUCGCGACGUCGCUACACCAGAUGCACGAAGACCUUCUGGAGAUCGCGUCGAGUAUAGAGCGUGGGCGAAAGCACUGGAAGGCGACCGGGCUCACUGCAGAGCAGCGAGUGGCCGAUUCGGAGGCAGCUAUGAGAAAGUCCAAAGCUAAGUAUGAUUCGUUGGCAGAAGAUUAUGAUCGAGCAAAGACUGGAGAUCGCCAACAAGGCAAGAAAUUUGGUCUGAAAGGCCCCAAAUCAGCUCAGCAACAUGAGGAAGACCUCCUGAGGAAGUUGCGAGCUGCCGAUGAAGAUUAUGCGGCAAAAGUACAAGCAGCACAGAGUCAAAAGGCGGAACUUCUGUCCAAGACGAGACCCGAUGCUGUCCAGGCCCUCGAGGAUCUGAUCAAGGAAUGCGAUUCGGCAUUAACACUGCAGAUGCAGAAAUUUGCAUCUUUCAACGAAAAGCUCCUUCUGAGUAACGGACUCAACGUCAGCCCGUCGAAGAGCAACGAGACUGCAAACCAAUCCCGUAGUCUACGUGAAGCUGUGUAUGCUAUCAACAACGAGAGAGAUCUUAGUAACUACAUCAGUAGUUUCGCCAACAAAGUCCCUGCCCGCACUUCAGAAAUCAAGUAUGAGAAAAAUCCGGUGUUGAACCCCCCUUCUCACAAUACACAACCCAUGGCUACCCCGGUCCAGCGUCAAUCAGACCCUCAAACGUCGUUCGGGGCGCGGACCGAAGGACCCCCUCCAGCUCUGAAUAUUUCACAACCCCCACAACAGGCACGACAGGCGAUUCAAUCGUUCAACCAACAAUCUUCGCCAGCCGCUCCACAGCAUGAACGUAGUUUCAGCCAGGGUCCGUCGAUGCAGCAAUUUGGAGUCAUGCAGGGCGGAGGACCAUCUCGUGGGCCAGGGAAUGGCGCUUCUUAUGGGUCUGGCUCGAUUGGCUCCAGCGGCCCUCCACAACUAUCAACACUUCCCUUCCAAAAUACGCAACCACAGCCAUCUCAACAAAGCUUUCAACAGCCUCUACAGGCGCUCCCAGCCCAGAACCCAUACUCGCAACCACCAUCAACCCUCAGUGUGGUCAAUCUCCCUCCACUGAAGCCGGUCUUCGGACUGAGCCUCGAGCAACUAUUUGAGAGAGACGGAUCGGCCGUACCUAUGGUUGUCUACCAAUGUAUCCAGGCUGUAGAUCUUUUCGGUUUGGAAGUUGAAGGGAUAUAUCGCUUGUCAGGGACGUCGUCGCAUGUGAACAAAAUCAAAGCUAUGUUUGAUAAUGACGCUUCAAAGGUGGACUUUCGUGACCCUGCAAAUUUUUUCCACGAUGUCAAUAGCGUUGCUGGCCUUCUGAAGCAGUUUUUCCGUGAUCUCCCUGAUCCUCUGCUAACGGCCGAGCAUUAUGCCGGGUUCAUCGAAGCAGCUAAAAAUGACGAUGACAUUGUUCGUCGGGACUCGCUGCACGCCAUAAUCAACAGCCUCCCAGAUCCAAAUUACGCAACCCUGAGGGCUUUGACACUUCACUUGAAUCGCGUACAGGAGAACUCACCCUCGAAUCGCAUGAAUGCUAGCAACCUGGCGAUCGUCUUUGGACCUACCCUCAUGGGUGCAAAUACUGGACCUAAUAUUCAAGACGCAGGUUGGCAGGUUCGUGUCAUUGACACGAUACUGCAGAACACUUAUCAGAUAUUCGAUGAUGACUGAUCUGCUAGGGGUCUGUGGGAAAGAGGGAAGAAACGAACAGUCAGCAUGGCAGCUAGUAAUGUACACUACUAUCAUCAGGUAUUGGAUUGGAAUGACCAAGAUCCUAAUCCUGAUAUAUCAUGGCAUAGUUCAAACACAGAUAUUCGACCUAGACAUGAUGUUUUGGUAGCCAGGCUAACGUGCUUGCGUCCCGAUGAUAUUCCAUCAACCGCUAUGGGACAGUUUAGCGUCGUUUGGGAUUCGCUUGAAAGAGAUGCCUUCUACGAAGUUGGAUAAUAAGAAGUAUAAAAUUAGAAAGAGUUUCUACUCCGAGAGACGUAUAAUAUUUCGAAGCAGCUGAGAUUUACUAUCAAG
Molecule: messenger RNA, 2863 nt
Organism: Cadophora gregata
Lineage: Eukaryota; Fungi; Ascomycota; Leotiomycetes; Helotiales; Ploettnerulaceae
Exons: 6
Coding region: 365-2509 (714 amino acids)
Biological process (GO): regulation of GTPase activity; signal transduction
Cellular component (GO): cytoplasm
Source: RefSeq, a predicted model, not a curated record